GGCCGUGGAGCCGCUCCGCCGGCUCGGGCAGCGCCGUCCUCGCCCGCCCUCCCCGCGCCGAGGCUGCCCGCGGAAUGAGCGUCCCCCGGGCGGCUGCCGCUGCCGCCUCCACUCGGGCUCCGGCGGGCGGGCAGAGAGCGCGGCUGCCGGCGGGGUCGUUGCGGCGCGAGCGGAGUGAAUGACCGAGAGGAGCGGCGCGGAGAGGCAGCCCCGGGAUCAGGAUGCGGGCGCCAGCCGGCAUCCUCAACCUCCUGCUUCUGUCCUUGCUGGCCGGCCUCGAUCCCUCCAAGACUCAGAUUAGCCCCAAGGAAGGGUGGCAAGUUUAUAGUUCAGCCCAGGAUCCUGAUGGCCGUUGCAUUUGCACUGUCGUUGCACCUGAACAAAACCUAUGUUCAAGAGAUGCCAAAAGCAGGCAGCUCAGACAGCUACUAGAGAAGGUUCAGAAUAUGUCCCAAUCUAUUGAAGUUUUAAAUCUACGGACUCAGAGGGAUUUCCAGUAUGUUUUAAAAAUGGAAACGCAAAUGAAAGGGCUGAAGGCCAAGUUUCGGCAAAUUGAAGAUGAUCGGAAGACAUUAAUGACAAAGCACUUUCAAGAGUUGAAAGAAAAGAUGGAUGAGCUCCUGCCACUGAUUCCAGUUCUGGAACAAUACAAAACUGAUGCCAAGUUGAUCACACAGUUCAAGGAGGAAAUCAGGAAUCUGUCUACUGUGCUCACCGGGAUUCAGGAAGAAAUUGGUGCUUAUGACUAUGAGGAACUACACCAGCGUGUAGUCAAUUUAGAAACCAGGCUUCGUGACUGCAUGAAAAAGCUCACAUGUGGCAAAUUGAUGAAAAUUACAGGCCCCAUUACAGUGAAGAUAUCUGGGACCCGAUUUGGAGCCUGGAUGACGGAUCCAUUGGCAUCAGAGAAAAAUAACCGAGUCUGGUACAUGGAUAGUUACACUAACAAUAAAAUUGUCCGUGAAUACAAAUCAAUCGCAGACUUCGUCAGUGGGGCCGAAUCAAGGACAUACAACCUUCCAUUCAAAUGGGCAGGAACCAACCACGUUGUCUACAAUGGCUCCCUCUAUUUCAACAAGUACCAGAGCAACAUCAUCAUCAAGUACAGCUUUGACACGGGGCGGGUGCUGGCGCAGCGGAGCCUGGAGUACGCCGGCUUCCACAAUGUCUACCCUUACACCUGGGGAGGCUUCUCUGAUAUCGACCUGAUGGCAGAUGAAAUCGGGCUCUGGGCUGUGUACGCCACCAACCAGAAUGCAGGCAACAUUGUCAUCAGCCAGCUGAACCAGGAUACGCUGGAGGUGCUGCAGAGCUGGAGCACGGGCUACCCAAAGAGAAGUGCUGGAGAAUCCUUCAUGAUCUGUGGCACCCUGUAUGUCACUAACUCGCACUUAACAGGAGCCAAGGUCUACUAUUCCUACUCCACGAAAACCUCCACUUACGAGUACACAGACAUUCCUUUCCAUAAUCAGUAUUUUCAUAUAUCCAUGCUUGACUACAAUGCAAGAGAUAGAGCUCUCUAUGCCUGGAAUAAUGGACAUCAAGUCCUGUUUAACGUCACCCUUUUCCACAUCAUUAAAACUGAGGAUGACACAUAAUUUUCUUUCCCUUACCUCCCUCCCUUCAAAGCAGUCUCAUUUGUGAUUAACUCUAAAAGCAUCCAUCUCUCUCAGUUCCUUUUAAUUUACAUUUCUUCCUUCAUUAAACAAAAGCAACAUUUUCUACUAUGUAAUGCAUUUCAAAUAUGGCUGAACCUGUCAAAAAUGACCUGUCAGAAAUAAAAAGCAUCUUAACUCAUGAUUCUGCAAGGUCUGUCAAGACCUUGUCUUGAAAAGCACUAAAGAGGAUUUAAAUGGCUAAAGACAGUUUUUAAAAGAUUAUGAUCUGCCUUAUUUUAGAGUCAGAGACUAAUGGUGGCUUAAAUGCAUGAAUGUCUUUUUUACCUCAUUUUUUGUUUUAAUAUAUUGCUUAACUUCAGGAAACAUUUUGGUAGUGUCAGACACACAUUGCACAUUGUAUUUUUUUAUUUAUUCCGAAAGAAAGAUUUAGGAAUUUAAUUUACUUAGACAAGGAGUAGGAUUCAUUUUGCCAUCAUCCAAUUUCAGAUGUGGUGCUGUACAGUAUGUUUUUAAAUCUCUUGCAAACAUUUUAUCAACAGUAUGUAUUUCUACCAUUGUAACCACCAUUGUGCAAUUGUAUCUCUUCACUUACGUGAAAGUAAACUAAGUACUAUUUUUUAUAAAAUAUAUUGAAGCUUAAUUGCA
This is a messenger RNA of Hirundo rustica (Barn swallow), 2264 nucleotides long. RefSeq names its product olfactomedin 3 (gene OLFM3). Gene Ontology annotation, biological process: signal transduction. The transcript has 6 exons. The record is from RefSeq and is a predicted model, not a curated record. The coding region runs from base 222 to 1598 and encodes 458 amino acids. NCBI's taxonomy places the organism in Eukaryota, Metazoa, Chordata, Aves, Passeriformes, Hirundinidae.